Molecule: messenger RNA, 1625 nt
Organism: Oppia nitens
Lineage: Eukaryota; Metazoa; Arthropoda; Arachnida; Sarcoptiformes; Oppiidae
Product: leucine-rich repeat flightless-interacting protein 2-like
Exons: 7
Coding region: 181-1290 (369 amino acids)
Biological process (GO): regulation of DNA-templated transcription
Source: RefSeq, a predicted model, not a curated record
UUUGUGAACUCAUUGAUUAUAUAUUAAGGGCUGAACUUAUAAUAAGCGGUGUUUGUGAUUACAAGUCAUUGAUAUAGUGAUCAACACAUGACUUAUUGGUGAAGACAUUGAAUGUUAUCACCAAUUGUUUGAUGUAAUCAUUGUUUUCACCACAAAGUGAGUCAAUCGACCAAUUGAUGAAUGAGUGAAAUGACGACCAAAUUGUCGGCCCUGUCGUCGGCCUCGGAGUUGCCGUCGGCCAGGAAUGCCAUUCAAGGAAUGAACACUCACUCGAAUCGCUUCUUUGACCAAUUGCAUAAACUGCAAGAAUUGGACGACAAUCUGAAGAAAGCGAUGGUCAAUAACGCACAGUUGGAUAAUGAAAAACAAUCGUUUGCCUAUCAGGUGGACAUCUUUAAGGAUGACAUCGAAGAAAUGACAGAAAAUCUCGUUAGACUUCAGAAGGACUACAGAGACAAAUCUAGGUCCUUUGAAUUGAUGAAUCGAGACUUUAAGAAAUUACAAAAGGAUUGCGAUUAUUAUAAACAAUGUCUAAAGCAAAGGGAUUAUCUCAUUGAGGAGGCAGGUUUAGUGUUAUUAGACUCCGAUGAGACAAAUAAUGGGUUGCAAGUAGAUUGCCAGCACAUGUCAAAUGGUUUAAAUACAUUAAAUGGUGAUUUAAGUGAUAGAAAAAGUGAAAUAACAGCUGAUGAAAGUGGAUCCGAGUCUGGUGUCAGUAGUAAUGCAAUUAAAAUUUCCACAAAUAUGUCGCUAAUAUCUCGAGAAGCGGCACAACUUUUAGAAGGCAUUGAUGGUAUAUCGUUGGAGAGUAAAAUUACAAUAUUAUUAAAAGAUAAAAAGUUAUUAAAAAAUGAAAUAAAUCAAUUAAAGAGUGAACUCGAAGAAGAAAGACAACGAGCUCUCAAAUUUGAUGAACUGACACAAACUCGUGAUCAUAACAUUCAUUCAUUAAAUUCAGACACAAGUGUUGAUUUGCAAAAUAUUCAAAGAGAAACAAAUAAAUUGAUUAGUGAUUAUAAGUUUAAACUUAAAAAAUAUGAACAAGAAAUAAGUGUUUUAAAUGGUAAUGUAGCCCGACUUGAGACUCAAUUGACCAGAUUUAGGACGACAGCAGUCGAAGCCGAGAAGUUAGAGGACGAACUCAAAGCCGAUAAACGCAAAACACAAAGAGAGUUAAGAGAAGCGUUGGCCCGAAUCGAGGAGUUGGAGACAUCCAAUGCUCACUUACAGAAGCGAAUCGACAAAUUAAAGUCAAAUCGUAAUAUAGUAAUCCAACCCAAUUCAAAAUGAUGAUCACUUAAACCCCAUAGUAGUGCUCAUUUGAUUGAGUUUUCUGUACAAUAAGUGUUUUUAUAUGUGAAUAGAUUUACCGGUUAUUUAUUAUUAUUAUUAAACUUUAUGAUGAGUGAAGUACUGAAUUAGACCAUUGGAACCGAUGCCAUGAAUGAGAUUAACUAUAAUUAUAUAUAUAAAGUGCCAAUUUAUAUAUUCAAACUAAUCUGAGCUUUGAAUACAUCAUUUAUUUAAUAUAAACAUUAAAUAUCAGAAUUAAUGAAAUUUUUCUAAACGGUUUCAAAUCUUACACACAAUUUGUAUAUUUGUAAUAAUAUUUGAUAUAACUUUAA